UUCAUCCACUGCUGUGCCAUCGCGGUGCGGCGGCCGCUGCUGCUCCGGAGCCACACACCGGGAACACAACACCGCUUCUCUCUCGCUCUCCGUGAGGGGUUCCCCCCCUCAGAGCCCGCCGCGAGGACCGUUGCUUUGUGAGAAGAGCGCAGCAAUGGAGGAGACUGUCAUUUGGGAACAGCACACUGUUACGCUACACAGGGCACCAGGGUUUGGCUUCGGGAUAGCCAUAUCUGGAGGUCGGGAUAACCCUCAUUUUCAGAGUGGUGAGACCUCCAUUGUCAUCUCAGAUGUCCUGAAAGGAGGCCCAGCAGAAGGCCUACUGCAAGAAAAUGACAGAGUGGUUAUGGUCAAUGCUGUCUCCAUGGACAAUGUGGAGCACGCGUACGCAGUCCAGCAGCUUCGUAAAAGUGGGAAAAUUGCCAAAAUUACAAUCAGACGGAAGAGGAAGGUGCAUGUCCCCAUGGGCCGCCUGGGGGAGAGGGAAACUAUGUCAGAGCAUGACGAAGAGGAGGACAGUUACGAUGAGGAGAUAUAUGAGACACAGAGUCGACGCAGUGGUGCUUACAGUGGUAUGGGCGGGGCCAUGGGCAGGCGCAGCGGCCGGAGCAGCGGGCGAAGGGACAGGGAACGCGAGCGCAGCGUCUCACGGGAGAGGAGUCUCUCCCCACGCUCAGACCGCCGCUCGCAUAACCUGCCCCCACGUCCUGCCAAGGUCACACUUGUGAAAUCACGCAAAAAUGAAGCAGAAUAUGGCCUGCGCCUGGCCAGCCAUAUCUUUGUCAAGGACAUUUCCCCUGAGAGUCUGGCAGCCAGGGACGGCAAUAUCCAGGAAGGGGAUGUUGUCCUGAAGAUCAAUGGCACAGUGACGGAGAACCUCUCCUUGAUAGACGCCAAGAAGCUGAUAGAAAGGUCAAAGGGCAAGCUAAAAAUGGUUGUCCAGAGGGACGACAGGGCGACCCUGCUGAACAUCCCUGACCUCGAUGACAGCAUUGCUUCAGCCAACGCCUCCGACAGAGAUGACAUUUCAGAUAUCCAGUCUCUGGCAUCCGACCAUUCCAAUCGAUCGCAUGACAGACAUCGUAGCAGCCGCUCCCGCUCACCAGACAGAAGAUCUGAGCCCUCAGACCACUCAAGACACUCCCCCCCUCAAAUCAGCAAUGGCAGUCACAGAAGUCGUGAUGACGAACGGAUCUCGAAGGCGGCGUCGACACCGGUGAAGCUACCGGAGGACGUUCCUUUACCCAAACCGAAGGAGUCGGCCAUUGCCAGAGAGGAGAAACAGCUUCCUCCGCUUCCAGAGCCCAAACCGGUUUAUGCUCAGCCAGGACAGCCAGAUGUAGACCUGCCAGUCAGUCCCUCUGAUGCUCCUGUGCCAAGUGCUGCCCACGAUGACAGUAUUCUACGGCCGAGCAUGAAGCUGGUGAAGUUCAAGAAGGGGGAGAGCGUGGGGCUGCGUCUGGCUGGAGGGAAUGACGUGGGCAUCUUUGUAGCCGGCGUGCUGGAGGAUAGCCCAGCUGCUAAGGAGGGCCUGGAGGAGGGCGACCAAAUUCUCAGGGUAAAUAAUGUAGACUUUGCAAAUAUAAUCCGAGAGGAGGCGGUGCUGUUCCUUUUGGACCUUCCUAAGGGUGAAGAGGUCACCAUUCUGGCCCAGAAGAAGAAAGAUGUGUAUCGGCGGAUCGUGGAGUCUGAUGUCGGGGACUCCUUCUACAUCCGGACACACUUUGAGUAUGAAAAAGAAUCUCCCUAUGGGUUAAGCUUUAACAAGGGCGAGGUGUUCCGUGUGGUGGACACACUCUACAAUGGCAAGCUGGGUUCCUGGCUGGCUAUCCGCAUUGGCAAGAACCACCAGGAGGUUGAGAGAGGCAUUAUCCCCAACAAGAACAGAGCGGAGCAGCUCUCCAGCGUCCAAUACACUCUCCCUAAAACAGCGGGCGGAGACAGGGCCGACUUCUGGAGGUUCCGUGGUCUUCGCAGCUCGAAGAGGAACCUGAGGAAGAGCAGAGAGGAUCUCUCCUCCCAGCCAGUCCAAACAAAGUUCCCAGCUUAUGAAAGAGUUGUACUGAGAGAGGCUGGCUUCUUGAGACCGGUUGUAAUUUUUGGGCCCAUUGCUGAUGUUGCUCGAGAAAAGCUCGCCAGAGAAGAGCCGGAUCUGUUUGAGCUUGCAAAGAGUGAACCAAGAGAUGCAGGAACAGACCAACGUAGUUCAGGAAUCAUCCGUCUUCACACCAUCAAGCAGAUUAUUGAUAGAGACAAACACGCUGUGCUGGACAUCACCCCGAACGCUGUGGAUAGGCUGAACUAUGCUCAGUGGUAUCCGAUCGUAGUCUUCCUAAAUCCAGAUAAUAAGCAGGGUGUGAAGAACAUGAGGACCAGACUGUGUCCUGAGUCCAGGAAGAGCGCCAGGAAGCUCUAUGAGCGAGCCAUCAAACUGAGGAAGAAUAACCACCACCUGUUCACCACCACCAUCAACAUGAACAACAUGAACGACGGCUGGUACGGAGCUCUGAAAGAAACAAUCCAGCAACAGCAGAACCAGUUGGUUUGGGUUUCAGAGGGCAAGGCGGAUGGCAAUACAGAGGAUGACUUGGACAUCCACGAUGACCGUCUUUCCUACCUGUCGGCGCCAGGCAGCGAAUACUCCAUGUAUAGUACGGACAGCCGACACACUUCUGAUUACGAGGACACAGACACAGAGGGUGGAGCAUAUACAGACCAGGAGCUUGAUGAGACUCUGAAUGACGAGGUGGGUCUGCCAACGGAGCCCGCCAUCACCCGUUCUUCAGAGCCUGUGCGAGAAGACCCGCCUGUAAUUCAGGACACCCCUGGUUACCCUGGAUACCAGCACCCUAUGCAGCCGGAACCAUCAAGUCGCAUAGACCCAGCCGGGUUCAAGAUGGCUACACCGCAGCAGCAAGAUGAAGCUGCUCUACCCAUGUCCUCUUUGCCUCCAUCGGUGGUAACGCCCCCUGCUGUUGAGCAGCCUGUACAGCUUGAGGGUUUGCACCUAGAGGAGCCACCUGCUGCAGCCGCAGCUCCUCAGGCUGACUCACUUAGCAGCCUCAGCCCUGCCCCUGAGCUUAUUCCGCCCCUACCACCACCACACCAAUCCCACCCGUCUGGACCGUCUGGUCCAGAACCAAAGAUGUAUAAAAAAGAGCUGUACAACAUGGAGGACCCUGUGCGAAUCAACCACGGUCUGAAGCAGUCUAUGAGCUACUGUCACCAGCCGCCGUACCAGGACAAACAGCCAUACCGUGAAUACGACCACCCGCCUUACGGAUACGAUGGAGGUGGCUACACAGAACCAAAGCCUCACAACUCUGACUCUCACCCGCACUACGACAACCGUGUGCCUCAUUACAACGAACAGUGGCCCCCCUAUGACCAGCAGACCUCGUCCUCCCAGCCCACGGGGUACCAGACGAGCGACCAGCAACCCAUGGGCUACAGCCCCCAUUCCCCCUACGAGGAUGGACCAGGGAGGGACUACAGCCCCCCUCAGCCACGCUAUGAUGAGGCCUCACCAGUGGGCUACGAUGGCAGACCACGCCACAGUAAACCUGGGCCCAUUCGUUAUGAUGAGCCCCCACCCCCGCCCCCAGCAAGCUACGACGCCCGCUCUCCUUACGAGGCAGAACCUCACACUUUUCCCAUUAACUCUCCUCGAUCACCGGAGCCUCCCAAACAGUAUUACGGCGACUCUGGUCUCAGGCCCACCUAUAUUCCCGGGCCUCAAAACCGGGGCUAUAAGCCAGGGAUGCACGAGCCCAUAAACUCUGAACCCACCAUUCCCCCUCCUAAACCAGAGGCACUGCCCUCCCCAAGUGAGCCAGCGAUCACUCCAGGCUCCAAACCCCUCCCUCCCCUGCCCAGGGACGACCUGGACGACGACCCGGCCAUGAAACCACAGUCGGUGCUCAACAGAGUCAAGAUGUUUGAGAAUAAACGGUCUGUUUCUAUGGACAGGGCUAAAGAGGGAGGAGAGUCGGCAGCACCCAAGCCUGCAGAUGUUCCUAAACCAGUGAGUGCACCAGGCCCAGUCCCCAAAGCCAAUUCCCUCAGCAACCUGGAGCAGGAGAAGUCCACCUUUAGGGCUCCUGAGCCACAGAAGCCCCACACUAAACCUCUGGAUGAUGUAAUGCGGUCCAACCACUAUGACCCAGAUGAGGAUGAAGAGUACUAUAGGAAGCAGUUGUCCUACUUUGAUCGCCGAAGCUUUGACAGCAAAGCCAUGGGCCAGCCUGCCCCUGGCAUCAACCGCUUCCACGAUCUGCCCAAACCAGCUCAACUGUCCUACCCGUACAACAGAGUCGAGUCUGUUGAGAAGGUGAGUCCAGUGGAGAAAAGAUACGAACCCCUGCCCCAGAUCAGCCCCUCCUCUCAGUAUGGACCCCCAGCCUCAGCCAUCCCACCCAACACACUGCCCAAACUCAGCCCCUGUGACGCAAACUCCAUACCCGAACCGUUGACUUCACCCAACCCCAAACCUGAGCUGUCGGCUCUCAGGCCGGCCAGCAGGGAGGAACCCUCACAUGGUGGCUACCUGCCCCCAAGGGGCAUCCCUGACAAACCAGUCAACGGCACUGAUGCAGCUCCCCCAAAGACACUUGGUGCUCCAGCUACAACUAGCUACAACCGCUACGUCCCAAAGCCUUACACCAGUGCAGCGAGGCCCUUUGAGCGCAAGUUCGAGAGCCCCAAGUUCAACCACAACCUGCUGCCCAACGACACACAGGUGAAGACAGAACUCCUCAGCAAGACCAGCGUGGUCAGCGGCGGCGGCGGGAAGCCUCAGCUGUCACCACAGCCCCUGGAUCACGACAGCGGGCUGGACACCUUCACACGCACCAUGGACAACAGGCCCAAAUACCAGCACAAUAACAUCAACGCCAUCCCCAGGGCCAUCCCUGUAAGCCCCAACGCAUUGGACGAUGACGAUGAAGACGAAGGGCACACGGUGGUGGCCACCGCCCGCGGGAUCUUCAACUGUAAUGGUGGAGUGCUGAGCUCCAUCGAGACGGGCGUCAGCAUCAUCAUCCCUCAAGGUGCCAUCCCUGAGAACGUGGAGCAGGAGAUUUACUUCAAGGUGUGCCGGGACAACAGCAUCCUGCCCCCCCUCGACAAGGAGAAAGGAGAAACGCUGCUAAGUCCGCUGGUGAUGUGCGGCCCUCACGGACUCAAGUUCCUGAAGCCGGUGGAGCUGCGCUUACCUCACUGUGCGUCCAUGACCCCUGAUGGUGAUCCCAAAACCUGGCAGAACAAAUCUCUCCCGGGAGACCCCAACUACCUGGUGGGUGCAAACUGUGUAUCUGUGCUCAUUGACCACUUCUGAAGAGGGCGACAGCUGGCCUGUUACUGAAUGUGAUGAACUGGGGGCCUCCGCUGCCCGGCCGUGCUCCCUGAAACGUGGCGGGGGGGGCACAGUGCUCAAUGAAGUAUGAACUCGGUACUCUCAUGUUGUUUACUGUGCCCAAAACAAAAAAACAAAAAAAAGAGAGUCACACAAGGAGAGUCGGAGGAGUCCAGCAUCUCCAAGGCUGCACUCUCGUUUUUUUCUUUUUUCUCUUUCUUUUUUUGGUGCUUUCAAGGCUUGCAAAAAAUAAACGAUAACAUGAAGUUAUUUAAACAAAGGAACUGAAGUUGGAAUGCAUGACCAGUGCACAGACUGAAUACUCUCAUUUUGACAUUUUUAGCUAAUUUUGUAAAAGGGUCCGAGCAGUGCAAGAAAAAAAGGAGAAUUUUGGAAACUUGUUUAAUAUUGCAAUGGGAUUUUUUGCGUACUGUAAGAAGAAAAAAAUAUAACACAACACUCACAAACAGCAAAGUUGGUAUAUGCAAAACUUUUGUUUGCGAGUUUGUGGUCAUGCGUUUCACUCUCGAAGGAUCUUGGUGGACUUGAGAAAUGCUGAGCCUGACGCACGAAGGAAGAAGAAGUAGGCAUCAUAAAUAUAAAAAAUAUAUAAUAAUAAUAAUGAAGAAUGAAGGUUAAGUAUUAGUAUCAGAUGCCCGUCACUUCUGGCGGGGCUCUCUGUUUAAACUGAUGUUUUGUAGCAAACGUUUUACCGUAGAUAAAUAUACUGACUUGAUUUUACAAACUCCUGCUGUCUAGAGAUCUAUGCAUGUGCUAUGACUCAGGUCCAGAAGCCUGUUACUACUAAGUUCAACACAUGGAAAUCCCAUCGUACACUGCAAGCAGUGAUGCCUUAUCUGCAUAUUAACUUUUCAGUGACACAUUCGAACAUCGGGUCCUUCGCUAAGAGCGUCACUACAGAAGAAAACAUUGUCUCUCUGCAUUUUCUCAUAACCAGUGAACUUGGAUUUAGCACACGAGAAUAAUUGAGGCUGAUAAAAAGGUAUGCUUUCUUUUACUGCUAUGCAUAUGAAGUCUGAGGAAAAACAAAAACCUAGAAGAUGUUUAAAAUUGUGGCUGUACAUAUUGCUAGCAUAUGGCCUUGGUUCUCUGUAAAUUGACUUUUGUACAUCUUUGUUAUUUUGUAUAAAAGAGAAAAGGUUUGUUUAAAAAAGACAAAGCGGUUACAUUGGUUAUGUUUGUAUUCUGGUUAUACCCCUGAGCCUUGGAACUGACAUAAGCAGUAAUAAGUCCGACUUUUUUACCAACAUAUACACACACUACUUAAGGCAUUUUUAACAGUCAGAAAAAGUUUUUAUUCUUAUUUACAAAAUAGAGAAGUGCUUGGUUUAAAUGAUUUUAAAAGAUGUACUUGAGGGGGUCUGCUGUGAAGAGUGGUCCCUUCCUUUAUUUGUGAUACUGGAUGCUGUAUUGUGUGCCCUGAAAUGUAUUUUUGUACUAAUAGACAAUUUAUUAUGGCACAUCAGUACUAUUUUCUUUUGAUAUAAUAACACUGCUUCAACCCAACACUAGUUUAUUUUCCUGUGUGGCUGACAUUCUUUUUAUUUAUUUGGAUUUCUCUUCGGUUCAACUUUUGUUUUGUUGGUUUCCUUUGCGACACAUUUCUAAGUAUA
Limanda limanda (common dab) is the source of this 6987-nucleotide messenger RNA. RefSeq names its product tight junction protein 1b (gene tjp1b). The record is from RefSeq and is a predicted model, not a curated record. The coding region runs from base 155 to 5335 and encodes 1726 amino acids. Gene Ontology annotation, molecular function: cell adhesion molecule binding. Gene Ontology annotation, cellular component: plasma membrane; bicellular tight junction. Gene Ontology annotation, biological process: cell-cell adhesion; cell-cell junction organization; establishment of endothelial intestinal barrier. The transcript is spliced from 28 exons. Lineage: Eukaryota; Metazoa; Chordata; Actinopteri; Pleuronectiformes; Pleuronectidae.